Ananas comosus (pineapple) is the source of this 1309-nucleotide messenger RNA. RefSeq lists its product as uncharacterized. NCBI's taxonomy places the organism in Eukaryota, Viridiplantae, Streptophyta, Magnoliopsida, Poales, Bromeliaceae. The transcript is spliced from 6 exons. The record is from RefSeq and is a predicted model, not a curated record. Bases 275 to 1309 code for a protein of 344 amino acids.
CAUACCAUAUAUUAAUCCUUUCGUACUCUUUAAAAUGAAGGUUAGAUUCAGUUAAUAUAAAAAAAAAAACUUAGGACCACUAUAUUCUAAAUAAAUUUCAUCCAAAGUUACAUAUCCUCAUAUUAAGACAAUAGGCCUCUAAAUAAAAGCUUUCCAAAUGAACUAACUAAUCUUCCAUAUUCUCUCUUAAAAAAAAAACCUAUAAAGUUUUAUUUUUCUAUCUAUAUAAAGGGGGUUGGUUCGGACACUUAUCUACGUACAUCAAUCUUCAUCCAUGGCCUAUAUGGAAAUUUUCACAUUUUCUUUUAUGUGGCUCACUCUUGUCUCUUGCUCUCCCGUUAGGGGGAGAUUGGUGAUGGAAAGUUAUGAUGCACUCGAAGCAAAGGCACAGAAAACUGUUUAUGGUUCAGAGAUAGAAGUGCAUGCACUAAAUUCCAGUAAUAGAGUUGAGAGAGUAAUUCCUUCACAAUUGGCACCAAGGUCGAAUGAGUCUCUCCGAACCAAAAUUCCAUCAUCAAUAAAUAUUUACGCACCUGAAGAUGACUCCGAUCGCAUAGAACAUUGGGCAGUAUAUCAAUCAGGGACAGGAACAUCUAAGGCUUAUUAUGGUGCCAAAGCAACACUGGUUGUUUACGGCUUUCCUAAUCUAGAAGUUGGCCAGAUAAGCUCAGCAGGUAUUUGGGUUGCGAACGGUGCAGAUGGACCUCGUAAUCAACUUAAUGUGAUCCAAGCUGGAUGGCAAGUGUUUCCUGAAUUAUAUGGGGAUAGCAAUACUCACUUUUUCACAUCUUGGACGGCGGAUGGCUAUAAUUCAACAGGAUGCUACAAUCUUCAAUGCAAUGGUUUCGUAUUAACAAAUACUUCUGGUCUUGCUCCUGGAGUGCUCCUACGUCCUGUUACCACUCCCGGUGGAACACAGUAUGAAAUAUCAAUAAGAAUUUUUAAGGAUCCAACAACUGGAAAUUGGUGGCUCCAGUAUGGACAUGGUGAUAACUUAACUCCUGUAGGAUACUGGCCGAAGUCUCUCUUUACUUCUUUAGCUGAUGAAGCAACUCGAGUUGAUUUUGGCGGAGAAGUAUCUUUUCAAAAAAAGAAUGGCGUGAGUCCUCCAAUGGGUAGUGGUUAUUUUCCAACAGAUCAUAGUAAAACAGCCUACAUUAAAGAUACUGCAUAUGUUGAUAAAGAUGGCAAUUACUUUAUCCCUAAGAAUCCUGCAUCCUAUGCGGACAAUCCCUAUUGUUACAAACUCGCAGGGUAUGAUCCUCUUCGUUUUGCCUAUGGUGGGCCUGGUGGUUGUAAUAAUAAUUAG